This is a messenger RNA of Aspergillus clavatus NRRL 1, 1338 nucleotides long. RefSeq lists its product as uncharacterized. The coding region runs from base 1 to 1338 and encodes 445 amino acids. NCBI's taxonomy places the organism in Eukaryota, Fungi, Ascomycota, Eurotiomycetes, Eurotiales, Aspergillaceae. The record is from RefSeq and is a predicted model, not a curated record. The transcript is spliced from 5 exons.
AUGGAACCAACAAUCCCUUCUGGUCUACCAGCUAGAGAUGCUAUUGAGAUUCCGAUCAUUGACGAUAGCGAAUCUCUUGCUGAAGUGAUUCGAAAAUUAGAAAAUUAUCUCGAUCAGGCUGUCCCAGAUGUCCUGUGCAAUUUUGAGCAGCUGAGGUCUUCCCCCUAUGGCCAUACAUUGAGGUUGCUCGUAAGCUCUUUGGCCGAGAACUCACACAACCGCUGGAUCAUCUCUGCUUUAAUGAUCUUGAGAUGGCGAUUCAAUAGUGAAGACAAUGAUUCCGAUUGGGGUAUGAAUGAGGGCCGCGGCUAUGCAUGUGAAUAUGUUGCCUGGCAGUUUCUCUGUCACCUCACCCAGCGAGAGAUGAUAUAUUUUCUGCUCGAGGAGCUUCCAUCACCCAAAAGAGAUUUUGCGACGCUUUCUGAGGCCGAAAGAGGUGCGUCUGGACUUGGAUCAGCUUCCCGCAAAGAUCAAAACAAUGAAACAGAAGGUGAACGAACUCCCUUAUUGUUGAGUUCCUCGUCCUCACUGUAUCGAUUUUUCGGCGGUAAGACUCGCCGCAGCGGUUCUUAUGUAGGAGAUCAGGGGUCUCAAGGAUCGCAAGGAUCGCAAGGGUUUGACUAUGACGUAUAUGAACUCGAGUCAUUUUCCCUCUUCUUCGGCCUCAAUGCUCUGGAGAUCGCGACUAUUGCUCAAGCUAAGAAGUUUCUGAGCCAAAAGGCAGUUCAAAGAGUGAUAGACAAUAUCUGGAAGGGCGAGAUUGUUUUCUGGGAUACGCUAAGUGUACACUCGAAGAAGAAACCACAAUUCUUUAACAAAAGAACCGCAGAUCCAUACUCACGAUUGCGAGUUCCGAUCUAUCGAAAAGCAUUUGAAGCGGCCUUCUUUGUCUCGUUCUUGUUCCUAUACUAUGCGGUACUUGUCGAGAGAAAGCCUACUGGUAUAGGCAUCUUCGAGGCUCUGAUGUACGUCUGGAUAGUUGCCUUUGCCUACGAUGAAAUAAGCGGCAUGGUCGAUGCGGGGAUGCUCUUCUAUCAGAUGGACUUCUGGAGUCUCUGGGACAUAGCCAUCAUUGCCUUUGGACUUGCCUUUCUUGUUGCCCGGAUUAUCGGCUUGGUCGAGGAAAGCGAUUAUAUCACAGACCUCUCAUUUGAUAUACUGUCCUUGGAGGCUUUGUUCCUGGUUCCAAGGCAAGUUCAGCUCUUGGCUGUCAAGAUGUUCGUGACACACAACGUUCGGCUGACACACAUUGUUGACAGAAUUUGCUCGCUUGUGAGCUUGAAUUCAUACUUUGGAAGUCUAGUAUGUCAAACCACCCCUUUCCAUGCUUGGCAGUAA